CAGAAUGCCUUUUGCAACCCCUGAAGUGUCAACCAGUAACCCACAGAGCUCCGAUGGUAGCAUUGCCGCUGCCGCCGAGAGCAAUGUCGAGGCGGAGGCUGAUGCUGAAAUGACCAAUCAGGAGGAGAAAAAGUCCAAGCCUGUGUUUGCUGUGCCUUCCUUACCCGUCAAGAAGGUAGCAGCUAUGCCUCCUCCUCUUCCUCCUCCUCCAUUGUUCCCAAAGGAACAAGAAGGACAGCCAACCACGGACAGUGACGCAGAGAAGGGAGCACCACCUGCCAAGGACUCGAAAUCCUCAGCUUCUAAUGUGCCGCCAUUAAAGUACCAAAAACCAGCCUGGAGUGGAUAUCCGAAUCAGCAGUUCUACUUUGAGGUCAUCAAGAAUGGAAUCAUUGUCGACAAAAUCCAGGCGCCGGAGAAGGAGUAUCUUACGAUUGGUCGUUUACCUAUGUGUGAUCUGGAGAUGGAGCAUCCUUCGCUUUCAAGGUAUCAUGCUGUGAUCCAGUUCAAGAGUAACGGAGAGAGCUUCAUCUAUGACCUCAACAGCAGCCAUGGCACGAAACUUAACAAGACUAAAAUUCCGCCUGGUAUGCAUGUCUCGCUUAAACCGGGCGAUCAGCUACGAUUCGGAGAAAGUACCAGGAUAUAUCUCUUUCAGACAGAAGAAGAGGUGGACCAAGAGGAGGAGGAUCGGAAACUGGUCACUGCUAUGAUUGAAAAACAAAACAGAUCUAGGGCUCAGCAAGUGGACAUGGGCAACGAUAACAGGGAGUUUAAUUGGGGGAUGCAGGAGGACGCUGUAGACGAAGAAGAGAUUGACGAAGCUACCAUGGAUGGGACUGUGCGGAGAGCCGUCGAUCCGGACGCAUCUUACAGGGCGGACCCCAAAAAGGCGCUCCGAAACUACCUUGAGAAUAAGGGAUACAGCUGCGAAUACGACGUCGAGGAAAGUGGUCCUCAACACGCGAAGGAGUACACGGCCAGGAUUCGACUGCCGAUCGAAACUUCGAUGGGUCCGGUCUAUGGACAGGCCACUGCUGGAAAGAGGCGCGAUGCAGAGAGGGAGGCUGCUCUGGAUGCCUGUAUACAAUUGGACAGUAGAGGCAUGUUUGGUCAAAAAUCCUCUGGUGAAGGUGCAACUCAAUCAAAAAACAAAUACGAGUCAUCUGAUGAUGAUGACGACUUUUAUGACAGAACUGUGAAAAAGAAGCCUUUGGCCAAAAAAACGGAACAAAAGGCUGAAACACAUGAGUCGCUCUUGGAGAAACAGCUGGCGUUGCAGGCAGAAAUGGCUUCUCUAGAGGCCAAGAUCCAAGAAUAUGAUGCAACAGCGGCAGCAAGAAAGCAGUUGGAGGAAUCCGGCGAUCUGGAUGUCUAUAUGACUUCACUAGAAAAGUCAGGCGGUGAUUCCAAGGCAAAGAUGCAGCAAAAUCUGGUGGCCAUGAAAAAAGCAAGUAGACAACCCGCGAUUCCUUGCAUUCGGUCUACUGGGGAUAUUCUGUUAACAAACUACACCGUAUUAUUCUAGGAGGAGAAGCGGCUGCAGACACUCAUCGCGUAUACAAAGCCAAUGGACAUCAUGGCCAAAAUCGGAGCCGGCGCUGGCGCUGGUGCAACCUCCAAGAGUAGCAACAACAACAACACAGACUCCCGAUCAUCGCUGUUAUCAUCAUUUUCUGGGAACGGCAAGCGUCAGAAUGAGUGCGAUACUCCAACAGAAGCUGAGGCGAAGAAGACAAGGAUCUUAGGGCCAUCUUUACCCCCAUCAUGAUGAUUCGUAGCAUCUGACCGUGAAGUAAAGUAUCAC
Molecule: messenger RNA, 1807 nt
Organism: Gamsiella multidivaricata
Lineage: Eukaryota; Fungi; Mortierellomycota; Mortierellomycetes; Mortierellales; Mortierellaceae
Exons: 6
Coding region: 5-1528 (507 amino acids)
Molecular function (GO): protein binding; mRNA binding; RNA endonuclease activity producing 5'-phosphomonoesters, hydrolytic mechanism
Source: RefSeq, a predicted model, not a curated record